CAUCCGCCGAAAAUCUCCACCACUACGGCGGACCUCUCCGGGGAGCCUUCGUUAAAAGCACCGACACAGGUGUCAGUCUCCGCCCUCCGCCACCUCCAGGCCACCGCAUUGCCCUGUCAAAUUACCAAAAACACCCUCCACAGUACAAUUAAGAUGCUGUCCACGACUGCAUUAUUAUUAUCUUAUAAAUCAUCGUCAUUAUUAGCUGGCGUAUCAGAUGCCUCACUCCCACGCUCCUUUUCUUCUUCUGCUGCUUCUUCAUUGUCUCCGCCAUUUCACUUCCUCAUCGGCAAGAGGCCGAGACGGUGGCGCAGCCGUAGCUGCCGGAGGGGAAUCAGGUCAAUGCCUUGCUCUUCGAUCAACGCUGCGAGUGUUGGUGGCGGCGAUAAUGGUUCAUUCCGCAACUUCAUGCUGAACGAGUCGACGUUCCUGGCCUCCCUCAUGCCGAAGAAGGAGAUUGGCGCCGAUCGCUUCAUCGAGGCCCAUCCUGAGUACGACGGCCGUGGCGUCGUCAUCGCUAUCUUCGAUUCUGGAGUUGACCCAGCCGCCGCUGGGCUUCAAGUUACGUCAGAUGGGAAGCCGAAAAUACUAGAUGUCCUUGACUGUACCGGGAGUGGAGAUAUCGAUACAUCAAAAGUGGUGAAGGCUGAUGCUGAUGGCCGUAUUGUUGGAGCUUCAGGGGCUUCUCUUCCUGUUAACCCAUCAUGGAAAAAUCCUUGUGGUGAAUGGCAUGUGGGCUGUAAAUUGGUCUAUGAGCUUUUCACAGACACGUUGACAUCUCGUUUAAAGAAAGAACGAAAAAAGCAGUGGGAUGAAAAAAAUCAGGAGGAAAUCGCCAAGGCUGUUAAGCGGCUUGAUGAAUUUGAUCAGAAACAUGUAAAGAUUGAGGAUGCAAACCUGAAGAAGAUUAAGGAAGACCUCCAAAACCGAGUUGAUAUCUUGCGAAAGCAAGCUGAAAGCUAUGAUGACAAGGGCCCUAUCAUAGAUGCUGUUGUAUGGCAUGAUGGAGAAGUUUGGAGGGUUGCUCUUGACACACAGAGUAUUGAAGAUGAUCCAGAUUGUGGGAAACUUGCUGAGUUUGAACCCCUGACUAAUUUCAGGAUAGAGCGCAAGUACGGCAUGUUCAGCAAGUUAGAUGCCUGUACUUUUGCUGUUAAUAUGUAUGAUGAAGGCAACGUCCUCAGUAUCGUAACGGAUAGUUCUCCUCAUGGUACUCAUGUUGCUGGUAUUGCUACAGCUUUUCACGAAGAGGAGCCCUUACUGAAUGGAGUUGCACCUGGGGCUCAAUUAAUAUCUUGUAAAAUUGGAGAUUCACGGCUGGGGUCAAUGGAGACAGGAACUGGUUUGACGCGGGCACUCAUAGCUGCUGUUGAGCACAAAUGUGAUCUCAUCAAUAUGAGUUAUGGUGAACCUACACUACUGCCAGAUUAUGGACGCUUUGUUGAUCUUGUCGAUGAAGUUGUAAACAAGCAUCGAUUGAUUUUUGUAAGCAGUGCUGGCAAUAGUGGACCAGCAUUAAGUACUGUGGGUGCACCUGGAGGUACUUCCUCAAGCAUUAUAGGAGUCGGAGCAUAUGUGUCUCCUACAAUGGCUGCUGGUACACAUUCUAUGGUUGAACCUCCCCCUGAAGGACUAGAGUAUACUUGGUCUAGCCGAGGACCGACAGCUGAUGGAGAUCUCGGUGUCUCUAUAAGUGCCCCGGGUGGUGCUGUUGCCCCUGUCCCCAAAUGGACUCUUCAAAGACGCAUGCUAAUGAAUGGAACAUCAAUGGCAUCUCCAUCAGCUUGUGGUGGAGUUGCCUUGCUUAUCAGUGCUAUGAAGGCAGAAAGCAUCCCAGUGAGCCCAUACACAGUGAGAACAGCUCUUGAAAAUACGUGCAUUCUUAUAGGUGCUCUUCCAGAAGACAAACUAUCCACUGGACAAGGGCUUAUGCAAGUUGAUAAGGCUUUUCAGUAUGUAAUGCAGUAUCGGGAUUUUCCAUGUGUCCGGUACCAACUAAAGAUCAAUCCGUCUGGAAAGUCUGCUCCAAUAUCUCGUGGAAUUUACCUAAGGGAAGCUAGUGCUUGCAAACAAUCUACUGAGUGGACUGUGCAAGUCGAGCCAAAGUUUCAUGAAGAUGCAAAUAAUCUAGAGGAGUUGGUUCCUUUUGAGGAAUGUAUUCAGUUGCACUCCACUGACAAGUCGGUUGUAAGGCCUCCUGAGUAUCUCCUCCUUACUCACAAUGGUCGAAGCUUCAACAUUGUCGUGGAUCCUAGCAAUCUUAGCAGUGGUCUUCACUAUUAUGAAGUCUAUGGCAUUGACUGCAAAUUGCCGUCGCGUGGCCCUCUUUUCAGAAUUCCAGUUACUAUAACAAAACCAGCGGCUAUACUGAAUCGUCCUCCAGUAGUUUCUUUCUCAAAAAUGUCAUUCGAACCAGGCCACAUAGAGCGGAGAUAUAUUGAAGUCCCACUAGGUGCUACCUGGGUAGAGGCAACCAUGAAGACAUCAGAGUUUGAUACAACUCGUAGAUUUUUUGUUGACACUGUCCAGAUCUGCCCCCUGCAAAGGCCCAUGAAAUGGGAGAGUUUUGUGACAUUCUCUUCUCCAUCUGCUAAAAGCUUUGCCUUCCCAGUGGUGGGUGGUCAGACAAUGGAAUUAGCAAUAGCACAGUUUUGGUCAAGUGGAGUAGGAAGUCAAGAAAGCGCCGUGGUGGAUUUUGAGAUUGUCUUUCAUGGAAUUGACAUCAACAAAGAUGAAGUAAUACUCGAUGGCAGUGAAGCACCAGUCAGAAUUGAUGCUGAAGCUCUGCUUGCAUCUGAGAAACUUGCACCCGUUGCCAUUCUCAACAAGAUGAGAAUUCCGUAUCGACCUGUAGAGACAAAACUUACCGCUCUCUCAUCAAGCAGAGACAGGCUACCUUCUGGCAAACAAAUAUUAGCCCUUACAUUAACCUACAAGUUAAAAUUGGAAGAUGGAGCAGAAGUAAAACCUUACAUUCCACUACUUAACAAUCGUAUAUAUGACACUAAGUUUGAGUCUCAAUUCUAUAUGAUAUCAGAUGCAAACAAGCGUAUACAUGCAAUGGGGGACUGUUACCCAAAAUCUUCUGUACUCCCCAAGGGAGAUUACACUUUACAGUUAUACCUAAGGCAUGACAAUAUGCAAUAUUUGGAGAAAAUGAAGCAGUUGGUGGUGUUUGUGGAGAAAAAUCUGGAGGACAAGGAUACCCUUCGAUUGAGCUUUUUCUCCCAACCAGAUGGUCCGGUGAUGGGAAAUGGAGCUUACAAGUCCUCUGUCUUAAUUCCAGGAAAAAAGGAAGCGAUAUAUUUGGGCCCACCAGUGAAAGACAAGCUCCCAAAGAACUGUCCACAAGGGUCUCUGCUGGUUGGAGCAAUCUCAUAUGGAAAACUAUCAUCUGCUGGUUCUGGUGAAGGAAAAAACCCACAAAAGAACCCUGUGUCUUACCAGAUAUCUUAUGUUGUGCCACCCAAUAAGGUUGAGGAGGACAAGGGAAAAGUUUCAUCCGCAACUACAAAGUCUGUGGCGGAACGGUUAGAAGAGGAGGUUCGCAAUGCAAAGAUAAAGUUUCUGGGUACUCUUCAGCAAGGCACUGAUGAAGAAUGCACAGAGUGGAAUAAAUUGAAGGCACACCUUAAGUCAGAGUACCCAAAACACACUCCAUUGCUUGCUAAGAUCUUGGAAGGCUUACUUUCUCGUAGUAACGUUCAGGACAAAGUUCGCCACCAGAAGGAGGUUUUUUUUUGGUUUCCAGUCAUAGAGGCAGCAGAUGAAGUUAUUGAUAGCAUUGACACAGAGGAAUUGGCCAAAUUCUUUGCUUUCAAAAGCGACCCCGAAGAUGAGGAGGCGGAGAAAAUGAAGAACAAGAUGGAGACGACCCGUGAUCAACUAGUAGAGGCUUUAUACCAGAAAGGCCAGGCCCUGGCCGAAAUCGAGUCUGCUAAUAGAGAUGUGGAAUCUGCAAGUGAAGGCUCCAAAGAUAAGGAUGGGAAUAACGAUCAAUCUGCAUGGGAAGUCAUCGACUCGGAUCUCUUUGAGGAGAACUUCAAGGAAUUGAAGAAGUGGGUUGAUGUGAAGUCUGCGAAGUAUGGUAACCUGCUAGUCAUACGUGAGAGGCGAUCGGGAAGGCUAGGAACAGCUCUCAAGGCAUUGAACGACAUGAUCCAAGAAGAUGCUGAUCCUCCCAAGAAGCAGCUCUACGAACUGAAACUCUCUUUGCUUGAAGAGAUGGGUUGGGGCCACCUUGUAACGUAUGAGCGGACAUGGAUGCACGUUCGGUUCCCGCCAAGCUUGCCGUUGUUUUAGUCUUAAGUUCUCAAGGAUUGAUUUGCUUCGAGGAGUGAUAAUGUCCAAUCCUUGCACAAAGAAGUCUUUCAAUCCGUGCUUUGAACUACUACUGUAUCUUAUAUAAAUAAGAACUUGCGCGUGCAAGGCGGUCAAAAUGUGUACGAUGUUACUUGGGAAGCUGUGGUUAGGGUAAGAAUUUCGGUGGGGACCGCGUGAUUUUAUUAAGCUCUUUGUACAUUUAGCGCUCCGUAGCCCUUCAAAACUUAUUGUUAUCAAAUCGAUGAGGAGCUCACCGUUGUAUACAGUUCA
Punica granatum (pomegranate) is the source of this 4593-nucleotide messenger RNA. Lineage: Eukaryota; Viridiplantae; Streptophyta; Magnoliopsida; Myrtales; Lythraceae. The record is from RefSeq and is a predicted model, not a curated record.